Lucilia sericata (common green bottle fly) is the source of this 4438-nucleotide messenger RNA. RefSeq names its product FH1/FH2 domain-containing protein 3-like. NCBI's taxonomy places the organism in Eukaryota, Metazoa, Arthropoda, Insecta, Diptera, Calliphoridae. Gene Ontology annotation, cellular component: cytoskeleton; cytoplasm. The record is from RefSeq and is a predicted model, not a curated record. Gene Ontology annotation, biological process: cortical actin cytoskeleton organization; actin filament network formation. Gene Ontology annotation, molecular function: actin filament binding.
UUCAGACUUUUGAAAGACUACGAUAAUGCCGAUGCUGAAUUGGUAAUAUAUGCUGCUUCGCUUAUCAAUAAAACCCUAGAGGGUUUAAAUGAUCAAGAUAGUUUUUACGAUGAAAGUGAUUUAUUGGAACAGCAAGGUAUGGAAUCUGUGAUACAACAUUAUAUGUCCAAACCGGGAACGGAUAUGGAUCUAUUAAAUCAAUUGCAACUUUAUGAAGCAGUAUUGAAAUUUGAAGACGGUGAAUCGGAUGGUACCCGACUGCCCGACAACACUUUACGUAAGACUCAACGUUUUCGCAGUUCUACCGAUACGGCUGAACGUCGAAAAUCAAGACGUCAUAGCACGGGCACUAGUCCUGGUAAUAUAAAUAAAGUCCUACCCACUCAUAUGCGCUUAACACCCACCCAACCGGCCUUGGAUGAGGAUAGUUCGAGUUCAACGAAUUCGGCGGAAUUUAGUGGUGGGGUUUUUGCGGAAAAGAAACCCCGUGAUGGUGCUGGUGUUACACCUGGUCUCAGACGUCGUCGUGAACGAGCCGAGAGACAUCGUAGUUUCCUUAAAGAGCAACAGGAAGCUGCUGCAGCGGUGGCUGCUAAUGGUUAUAUGAAUUCGGCCGAUAAAAGAGAAGAUAUGGGACAACUUGUUACCGCCAUACCAGUGACAUUGAAUGGCGACAGUCCGCCAGAAUCAUUAAAUAUCAUAAAUGAGAAUAAUUGCAAUUACAAUAAUAACAACAAUCAUAUCACCAAUACCAACAACCACAAUAAUAAUAAUAAUUUCAAACAUUCUUAUCAAAUCAAUAGUAAUAAUAAUAAUAACAAUACAAUCAAUCAUUCUAAUGUUAAUGCCAAUUUAAAUGUCAUUGUCAAUGCAACUGCCAAUGCAAAUGCUACUAACAAUAACAAUGCUCUUAUAACCAACAAUCACAACAACCACCACAUCAUUACCAAUUCCAAUACUACAACACACAACAACAAUCACAUCAAUCUAUUGAGUCCAACGAAACAAUUAUUGGGUACCAAUACCAUUUCAAUUAUCAACAAUUCCUUUGAUAAAUCCAAUACAAAUAAAUUGCAACAUCAUCAACACCACCUCAACCACCAUGUUAAUGCUACCGCAGCUACAUCACCAGCGGCGGAAUUUUACAAUAAGAAAAAUCUAUUCAUGGAACGUAAUGCCACUGUCAUCAAUGGCCUCAUGAAGAAUAUUCAACGUCACAAUGUCACCGCAGAGACAAAUAAUCUGGAGGGAGUUGCAGUCGUUAAUGGAACGAAUCUUCAUGCCAAUCACUGUGAUAAUGUUGUAAAUUAUAAGAAAUUUGAAAAUGAUGCGAAUCGUUUGAACACCUACUACAAUCAAAUCAACAAUAGUACACCAAAGAAUCAACUACAACACCAACAAUCUAUACAGUCACCCACCACCACGACCACCUCGCCUAUAAAACACAAUUUAUCCUCUCUAAAUUCAAGUCCAAAGAAAACUUUAAAUUCUACCACAACUUCUACAGCAAUGACUAAUCCUACUUUAGCAUCUGGUUUUGAUUAUAUACCUCAAACCUCUACACCCCAUACUACGCCUGUGAAAGCCUCAGCAACAACAACAACAAUGGAGGAUAAUAUAACAACAGCAACAACAUAUAGUAACCCUUCAACACCACGACAGCGCGUUAUGUCACCUACAGUUUCAUAUCCUGUACAAAAUGCUUACAAUAACACAAUAACGACCACAACAUCAGUGGCACCACCGCCUCCACCUCCGCCACCUCCACCACCAGAUUUAUGGGGUUAUGCUAAUAAUAUGCGAAUGCCUCCACCGCCUCCACCUCCACCACCACCACCACCUUAUUUUUACCACCAACACAGCAACAAUAUGAGCUACAAUCAAAAUACAACUACUAAUAAUAUAAUUCCAAAUUCCAAUCAAGCCAAUAACGCGGUAAAUACUACUAAUAAUAAUCUUAACAGCAACAGUGAUCAACCUGUUGAUCUAUUACAAAUUAAUGAAUCCGAUAAUGAGGAUAAAAAACUGUUACUACAACUAAAACGUGAUCACACUGUUAAAGAUUUAACCCAGAAACUAUGUAAUUUACCCACAAGUCCUACACAGGAUGAUAAAUUACAAAACCGUAUUGUUGGCGAUAUGUCGGGCUUAAUAUCGAAAGCGAAAGAGGGUCUGGCAAAGAGUAAAAGUAAAGGCGAAAUGUCAAGAUCCUCUAGUGUCGAUCAGGAAAUCAAAAAACCCGAACCGAAAAAAUCCGAAAACGAUCUACAAUGGGAAGAAUUGGUACGCAACAUUUCAAGACCACUCAAUUUGUGUGAUCUCGACUUUACCGAUUUGAACUCGGAAGACGAAAAGGAUAUAUUAGCUCCUAGAGGCUUUGGCAGAGGCAUACCACCACCGCCUCCCCCAAUAGGAGGUGUGGCGCUACCACCACCCAUGAUGCCUACACAUUUAGUGUGUCCACCACCCAUGAAUCAUCCCAUGUCCAUGUCAAAUACUAGUAAUGGUAGUGGUGCUCUUAUACCACCACCCAUGUUUAGUUAUAGUGGUUAUGGUAAUGCCAGUCUAACGAAUAGUUUUAAUAGUUCCAUGAAUGGUUCGAUAAAUGGUGAUAUGAGUAGUAUGAAUACGAUUAAGAAAAAUAAGAAAACGGUCAAACUCUUUUGGAAAGAGGUUAGAGAAGAUCUAAUACCCGUAUCUGUGGGUAAAACUAUUUGGGAUGAAUUACCGGCCGCCAAUGUUGAUACACAAAAAUUAGAACAUUUGUUCGAGUCCCGAGCCAAAGAUUUAAUGACAAAGAAACAACAAGAAAUGAAUAAAAGCAAAGAAGUCAUUGUACUAGAUCAUAAACGAUCGAAUGCUAUUAAUAUUGCAAUGACAAAAUUGCCACCACCGCGAGCCAUUAAGGCGGCUAUUUUGAAAAUGGAUGCUACUGUGGUGACCCGAGAGGGUAUCGACAAGUUGUUGAAUAUGUUACCCACUGACGAGGAGAAGGGUAAAAUACAAGAAGCUCAGAUGGCUAAUCCAGAAUUGCCUUUGGGCAGUGCUGAACAAUUCUUAUUAACUUUGGCCUCAAUCUCCGAAUUGGCAGCUAGGUUAAGAUUAUGGGCAUUCCGUUUAGAUUUUGAUAAUAGUGAGAAAGAAAUUGCUGAACCUUUAAUGGACCUAAAACAGGGCAUUGAAAUUCUUAAAAAUAAUCGUACAUUCAAAUGUAUUUUGUCCACUUUGCUAUCGGUGGGCAUAUUUUUAAAUGGUGCUCCCGUUAAAGGCUUCCAAAUUGAAUACUUAUCAAAGGUUCCCGAGGUUAAAGAUACCGUGCAUAAACAUUCACUACUACAUCAUCUGUGUCACAUGGUCAUGGAGUCCGGUAAUGAAACUACCGAUUUAUAUUCCGAAAUUGGUCCCAUUACCAGAGCCUCAAAAGCAGAUUUUAAUGAUUUGGCUCAUAAUCUAUCUCAAUUGGAACAUGAAUGCAAAGCUUCUUGGGAUCGUUUGAAGUUAAUAGCUAAACACGAUUGUCCACCUCAGUUGAAACAGAAAUUGGUAGACUUUUUGGCUGAUUGUGCUGAGAGAAUUAUUAUUCUACAAGUUGUUCACCGCAGAAUUAUGAAUAGAUACCGCAAAUUUUUAUUGUGGUUGGGCGUGCCUCAACAUAGUGUAGCCGAUUCUAGACCUAAUGAAUUCUGUCGCAUUGUUUCCGAAUUUGCUUUGGAAUAUCGCACCACUAGGGAAAGAGUUCAACAGCAAAUCGAAAAGAAAGCCAAUCAUAGAGAAAGAAAUAAGACUAGAGGCAAAUUGAUUGUUGAUAUUGCCAAAUUUAAAACCAAAGAAGAUAAACAAGAUGCUGAAUUAAAAUCCCUUUUGGGCACACCCAAUGCCGAUACACCCGAUGGUACUUUAACCUGGCGACGUCGACGUGCCGAAAAUUUACGUUCACCCGUUUUGCGACAAAGCGAAGAGAAUUUCACCGAUGGUGAUGAUGAAAUCUUAGAGUCUUUAGUUAAAACCGCCACCAAAGCCCCCGGCACUAGAACAACACCCAGAGAACGUAAACGUACUCGUCAUGCUGAUAGAAAAUCAUUGCGUCGUACUCUUAAGAACGGUUUAACCGAAGAAGAAAAACUACAAGUAGCAGCUUUAAUAAAAACCUAUUAAGAAUUUUUAAAACAAAUUGACUGAUUUUUAAAAGAUUUUGCUAAAUAUUUAUUAAAACAACUGAUGCUAAAAUCAACAGCAGACUGAAUACGGAAAAAUUUUGAAAAUCAAAGUUGGAAAAAAUAAGCUAACCACAAUUUAAAGACGAUCUCAAGCAAAAAAGGAUUUAUAUAAAUGGUUUCAAAACUAUAAACAAAAGGUGGAUACAGGAAUUGAAAAGAAGAAAAAACAAUAACCAGUUUGAAAAUAAACUAGAAAAAAUACGAUAAAAAUGUAAAACUUU